AUGUGGUGGAAGAGAACAGGGAUUCUACAAAUGAGGACCACAUCCCUCAUCUUGGCUUUGAUUCUGCAGUUGGGUGCUUCUCAUCCAUGUCUCAGCCCUGAGAGGAGAUGCGAUUUUGUGUGUGACUGUUCGGAUUGUAACGAUGAACAGGACUGUGGCUACAGUGGGAAAGGAUUCCAGUGUAACUUUGAGGGCACAGGAAUUUGUGGAUGGAAGGACCAGUCCUUGAAUGCAGCAUACAAGUGGGAACGGCGCCAGAGAGGGAACACGCUGCCAGACAGCGGGCCGUCCUCUGACUUCACCACAGGGACUUCCGCAGGUUGGUUUAUGGGUGUGACAGAGGUCAAGUCUGCAGGUGUCAAAACUGCUGUCCUUGUGUCACCAAAGAUGCAAGAGUCCUCACCAACGUGUCGCCUUCGUCUCAGGUAUUUCCUGUGGGAUUCAGGUGAAACAGGUCUUGGCUCCUCUCCACUUUUGGCAUCUGUCCUCCACCAAGACUCGGAAAAGGCCGUCGUUUGGCGCCCUGAAGCCACCAGCGUCCGAGGGUGGAGGGAGGCCACCGUCUUUCUCGGCCGUAUCACCACACCCUUUCAGAUCCAGCUUUACUCGGACCGCUUGGAAGGGGGAAGAGGAGAUGUUGCUGUGGACCAGCUGGAGUUUCUGGACUGUGCUUUGCCUUUUCCACUACCUGGCAAAGAGUGCCCAGCUGGAAUGCUGGAGUGUAAGAGUGGGGGCUGCGUCCACCAACGUCAGGUAUGUGAUGGCACUGAUGACUGUGGCGACUGGACCGACGAGCAGAACUGUGAGGGAUAUCAGCGCUGUGACUUUGAGAAUGAUGUGUGUGAUUGGGACCUCAGGUCAUUGUCCAAACUAAAAUGGGUAAGGACAAGUCAGGAAAACAUCUCCAUCACAGAUCCUCUGAAAGGACCAGGACGGGAUCAUUCAAUCAACAGCGCAUCGGGUCACUUCUUGUAUGUUACUGUUCCUGAUGGAGGGCUCCAACAGGAUUGGGCAGCUUUCCAAAGUCCUCGCCUAGAACCCACCAAUAUGACUCAUCCUUGCAAGAUGAUCAUGUACACACAUCAGUUCGGGCCAAGGUCUGGUGGGCUGACGGUACUGGUGACGAGCAAGACCAUCUCCCCAGUGUGGGAGCGGGGCGGAGCGCUGGGUGAUGUUUGGGUGAAGGCUGAAGUGGAAAUUGUCAAUAACUCCACUUUUCAAAUUGUUAUAAUGGCAGCAGUCAGGGAACUUGCAUACGGAGGUAUCGCGAUCGACAACAUUGUGUUGUCUCCUGAAUGCCGGCGAUCAAAUGAAAGUGUCAGUUUCGAUAAAUUUCCUAAACCUCCCAAGAACCCUUGCACAGUGCCUGAAAAGAUGUGUGACUUUCACACUGACUGUCCGGGUGCACAGGAUGAAGCCAUGUGUGGGGACUUCUCAUACAGUAAAGGCAGCUCAGGCUGGACAGACACAAGCAUUGGUAGUCAAGGUUGGGUGCUUCACCAGAAUUCCACUGCAAAAGAAGAGUAUUUGUAUGUGGCCAAGGCCUCAGGCCAGCAGCUGACUGAGGCACAGACACGGACCCCUCUCCUGGGCCCCUCUGGCCCGGCUUGUACCAUACAAUUUGAUUUUGCACUCACAGGAAAUCCAGCUCAUAUCGGGGACCUAUCAAUCAGGGUGAUUGACAGCAUGUUGGGUGUGCAGCCUAAACUGUGGGAGUUCAGUGGAAAGACCGGAAUAGGGGAGGCAGAGUGGCAACCUGCACAUGUGGCCAUCGGAGCCAGGAAACAUCGUUUUCAGUUGGGAUUUGAAUCUCGUGCGGUGAAACUGUGUCCUUGCGCCAAAAUUAAAGUAAAAAACAUUCACUUCACCGGUUGCCAUGCAGACUAUUUUCCAUCAUCUUCAACAGCACCGUCAUGUAACUUUGAGGAUGGACUGUGUGGUUGGCACCAGGACAACAGUGACAACUUUGACUGGACACUGCUUGACGGGAUGGACCAUACCAUCGGGAUUGGUAAAAGUCUUGUAGUGGACAUGUGGAGUUCGUCACUGCGUGGUGCAUUUGGACGUUUGCUGUCAUUGCCACUAUUACCGGGUCAAACGGGACACUGCCUGACUUUCUUCUACAAAAUCUAUGGACCAAACACUGGGGCUCUGAAUGUGAAGUUAUUUGAUACACAUGGUUAUGAGAAGUUGCUAUGGACCCACAGUGGCGCUCAUGGUAACAUAUGGCAUGAAGCACAAUGCCCAGUACCACACCAGUUCACAACAUAUCAGCUGAUGUUUGAGGCUGUACGCUCCGGCUUUGACGGCCAGGUGGCCAUUGAUGAUGUGGCGCUGGUGGACCGUCCUUGUUCAGUGCCGAGGAUGUGUUCUUUUGAGGGUCAGGAGUGCGGCUACAGAAGCUCAGGUCAAGUUUAUUGGGUCCUUAGAAAUGGACACACCGCAACAGCGACAGGACCAAAAACUGAUCACACUCUGGAGACAGAACUGGGUUUCUACAUGCUGGUUAAAACUGGAGGGAACGUCCUUCCAGCUGGUGCUACCACAACCCUCACGUCGCCUGUUCGCCAAGGAACAGAUAAAACUGAGUGUAUAAAUUUCUGGUAUCACAUGACAAGCGAGAAUCCUGGUUCUUUGUCGGUGUAUAUGAAGCCAGUGGAGGGCGAGAGGGUCAACAUCUUUACGGACAGUCUGAACCAGGGAGAUGUCUGGCGCCAUGGUAACGGCAACAUCUCAAGCAACGUUAUGGACUGGCAGCUACAGUUUGAGGUAACAGGAAGAGGAGGCAAAGACACUCAUGUUGCAAUUGAUGAUAUUUUCAUUUCUGCUCGUCCAUGUGAAAAUCGAGGUUCAAAGUGCAGUCUAGAGAGAGGAAUGUGUACCUGGAGUAAUACUCAAAACGUCAAGCGGGACAACCUGGACUGGGAUCUGACAAGUCAUGAAAAAGAGAUGCACUACUUCACCCCCUCAGAAGAUCACAGCCUUGGAACAGAAAAAGGUCACUUCCUGUUCAUUCCAAGUAGCAACCGGACAGCGGCCAAUCAGAAUGCUCAGCUGCUGAGCCCUCACCUGCCCCCAACUAAAGGCACUUGCCUGAAAUUCUGGGCUUACAAACCAUAUUCAUCAGACAGCCAGCUGAAGGUGUGGACAUUGACCGAAGGUCUUCUCAAGGAGCAGCUGGAGGUGAAAGAUCUUGGGGGACCGUGGAGACGCUUUGACAUUGACAUUGUGUCCACUGAGGAAUACCAGAUUGUGUUUGAGGGGACCAAGGGUGCCACUGGUGUCUUGGCUCUGGAUGACAUUGAGUACACCGUCGGAGUCAACUGUGCUAAAAAAGUCACUGAUGGAGCCACAACCUCAACCGAGCAUAGCAAUGCAGGAGGGAUUGCAGCAUCAGUCAUUGUGGUCUUGCUGCUGAUUGGCACAUUGACUGCCCUUCUCAUUUACUACAUCCGAACCCAGAUGAGGGUCAGGCCUUUGACUGACCCAUCAUCAUCAUCAUCAUCAUCAUCUCCCGAAGCUCACAGUGGUUUCAUUAACGAUACCUAUGAAGGGGACCUCAUGGAGGACAACGUGAGAAUUCCAUCUGCACAAAACCACCCAAUGGCAGUUGGGUUCAAUAAUGUCUCUGUGAAUAUUCCUGAAUGGAACUUUGCCAGGUCAAGCACAUACCAGUCUGAAGUCUCCAACAGCGACAUGUACCUCAUCCCAGUGCGCAUGUUCAGAGAUCUGAUUGUCCGUUCACCCCAACAAACUGGUCCUUUGCGAAGUUUUAAAAUACAACCGCAUUGCGACAGAUACAUUGAACAGGCCAUCAAGAAGCUGAGCAAAAAACACAUGGGGCAUAUUAAGAAGUACGACCCGCACGGUGGUCAGGACAACAUGAGACGUCUCACAGGUCAUCAUGAGAUGUCCAAUGUGAACGAAUUCUCUGCUGGAAUUGAAAACAGAGGUCCCAGUAUCCGCAUUCCUCACCAGGUGGGUCAAGAAAAGAAAGGCUUCUUUGAGGACCGUCGCCCUGCACCAAACUGUGACCCGUACCUUGUGACCAAGGCCAUUAGAAACACCUGCCUGCUUGAUGAUGAUGAGGAAGUGAAGGGCAAUUAA
This is a messenger RNA of Phycodurus eques (leafy seadragon), 4107 nucleotides long. It is a transcript of the gene mamdc4, whose product is annotated as MAM domain containing 4. Lineage: Eukaryota; Metazoa; Chordata; Actinopteri; Syngnathiformes; Syngnathidae. The record is from RefSeq and is a predicted model, not a curated record. Gene Ontology annotation, molecular function: protein binding; glutamine synthetase activity. Gene Ontology annotation, cellular component: membrane.